AAUUCAAUUCUAAGGACCCGCUCUUACGCUUGUACUGCGUAAAGUCUCCAUUUCAAGAUUACUUAGCAGAGCGGAAAAGAACCCAGACGCCAUUUUGCGCGGUGGUCGGUUUCUGAGCAGAGCAGCAGUCGGCUUUGGAUAUUGGUCAAACAGAGUUGCAUCGCCCAAGAUUUUUAAGGCUGAGCGGUCGCCCAGUGUAUUUGUCGUUAUACAAAGAAUUACAAAAUGAGGGGGAGUUUCAUGGAUCGCGACCGAGGCGGUGGUGCUGGUAUGUCUCGCUUUCCAAAAUUUGGAAACCCUGGAGAGCGGCUCCGAAAGAAGCGCUGGGAUCUAAACGAGCUGCCAAAGUUUGAAAAGAAUUUCUAUACAGAACACCCUGAAGUGGCACGCAUGACACAGCAUGAUGUGGAGGAGCUCCGUAGGAAGAAAGAAAUUACCAUCCGUGGUGUGAACUGCCCUAAACCUUUAUAUGCCUUCCAUCAAGCAAAUUUCCCACAGUAUGUGCUUGACGUUCUUCUGGACCAGCGAUUUAAGGAGCCCACACCAAUCCAGUGCCAAGGAUUUCCCCUUGCUUUGAGCGGCCGUGAUAUGGUGGGCAUUGCUCAAACUGGAUCUGGCAAGACACUUGCGUAUCUGCUGCCUGCCAUGGUUCAUAUUAACCACCAGCCGUACCUAGAGCGAGGAGACGGGCCAAUUUGCCUUGUUUUGGCUCCAACCAGAGAGCUUGCUCAGCAAGUACAACAAGUGGCUGAUGACUAUGGAAAGACAUCUCGCUUAAAAAGUACCUGUAUCUAUGGUGGGGCUCCUAAAGGACCACAAAUACGAGAUCUGGAGAGAGGGGUGGAAAUUUGCAUUGCCACUCCAGGCAGGCUGAUUGACUUCCUUGAGGCAGGAAAAACCAACCUUAGACGUUGCACGUACCUUGUGUUAGAUGAAGCUGACAGAAUGCUUGACAUGGGUUUUGAGCCACAGAUCCGCAAAAUAGUUGACCAAAUCAGGCCUGAUAGACAAACACUCAUGUGGAGUGCUACUUGGCCAAAAGAGGUGCGCCAGCUAGCUGAGGACUUCUUGAGGGACUAUUCACAGAUAAAUAUUGGAAAUUUGGAACUUUCCGCCAACCACAACAUUCUCCAGAUUGUAGAUGUGUGCCAGGAAAGUGAGAAAGAUCACAAGCUUAUCCAGUUGAUGGAAGAAAUAAUGGCAGAGAAAGAGAAUAAAACCAUUAUCUUUGUGGAAACAAAGCGUCGUUGUGAUGAACUAACCCGUAGAAUGAGGCGUGAUGGCUGGCCUGCGAUGUGUAUCCAUGGUGACAAAAGCCAACAAGAGCGUGACUGGGUUCUAUGUGAGUUUCGUACUGGGAAGGCACCUAUUCUUAUUGCAACAGAUGUUGCUUCGCGGGGUCUAGAAGCUGCAGAUCUCUCUCAGUACAGGGCCAGGGGCCCAUCGAAAAAACAGGGGGAUGAACGCUGGAAGCUGCCCCCCUAAAGGGCACUGGCUUCUUACACUCCUCCCUCGCAAAGGUCUUGUACUGAAGAGGCAAUUUUUGGGUCUGCAACUCCGAGCCCCCUAAGUUACUCACUCCAAUUGGUGGUGCACAAUGCAGUAAUUCCACCCUGAGCACUGAUAUUUGGCUACUUCUACGUCCCAUUUGCCUGAUGAUUCAGUGUCAUGUUCUUGCCCAGCUUUAUUGAAUAGACGGACCACCUUUCUAGAAGGGAGAUCACGCAGAUACUUCCCACUAUGCCAUUUGCUGGGCAACUGUGGGGAAGUCUUUUGGCUGUCAAAGCAGAAGAAUAGCCCUUCUGCCCUUCAUCAGACCUUUUGUGGCUACUUCCUAAACUCUUUAAAACUUUAGUUCCUCCUUUCUCCCUGCGCAUGCAGGAUGUGGCAGUGUGCGGGACUUCCCAUUCUGUCAUGGAGAUCUUAAGCAAGUGAGCACCAUUUUUCCGGCCAUUCCCUUUAACAUGCUAAACUAACGGAGAGCGCAAAAACCUAAUUUGUUCAUCCGAUUUGUUUAAAAGUUACUCUUCCCUCCUAAAUAGGGAGACUAUACUGGUGGAUACAGCUUUGUUCUCCCCCCCCCCUUUUUUUUCACUUUUUAAAUUAAUAUUGUACUGUAAAUUAACCAAACCUGCAGUUCUUGUGAGUGACCUUUCUGUAAUAAGAAACAGACGUUUGUUCACACUUCCCUUUUGUUAAAACCUGAUUAUCAGCUUUGCCCAGUCCCCUUUCAAAAAUUGCAAUAACUGUAUUGAUGGCAGAUGGUGAGUGUUGGAGGAUGGGGGUCUCUCUUCACCCACUGACAGGUUCACAAACUUGGACUUGGGAGAAGGGCUCCCCCACAGAAGUAUCUCGCUCAGCCAGUGCACGUGUUGGGACCUCUUGCUGCGCCUGGACCGUUGAUGCAUGCUCCCUGCUCCGGUGGCCCCUUAUCCAAGGAUGAAGGGCGGUGACACCGCCAUGAGCCAUAAAGACGGGAUUGGCGACUGCUGUUUCCCUACCUCACAGAGGGAGUGUGCAUCGGUCCGGACACCAGCUCUCCUGAGGAAGAAUCCCACUAAGUUUAAUUUUAUUUAUGUUUUUUAGGGCUGGUAAUUGGUAUAUAAUGCUUUAAUGGUUUUCGUUUAUAGUUUUAAGAUUUCAUCUGGUUCAGUGUCGAUCACUGACUCCUACAUCUGAUGUGUGCAGUUAGGGCAUCUGUUACAAUUUACAAAACAACUGUCAGUCAUCUUUUCAUCACCAAUGUUUUCUAAAAUAAUUGUGACGUGUAAAUAGUAUUAUGCACCUACGCACAUAUAAAGCCAUGAUCCAGCUGAAAUUAUCAGUAUUCUGAUUUCUAAAUGAAGACGUAAAAUAAGAAUCAAGAUUAGGGAAGUUUAGGAUUUUAGCACAUCAAUCGCAGGGUAAGGUGUUUGCCUAGACAUUUAAAUGUUUAGUAACUGAAGUGUAGUAGAAAUCAGAAAUAGUUUGAGGCAAGAUUUGUAUACAUUUACUAAUUUUAAUCUUUGUCACUUUUCCUGACGUGUGUAUUUCCUACACGUCUAUUUCCCACUCGAUUUUUAGACGUGGAGGAUAUCAAGUUCGUCAUUAAUUAUGACUACCCAAACAGCUCUGAGGACUACGUACAUCGCAUUGGCCGUACCGCCCGUAGUACUAACAAAGGCACAGCUUACAC
This is a messenger RNA of Xenopus laevis (African clawed frog), 3175 nucleotides long. RefSeq names its product DEAD-box helicase 17 L homeolog (gene ddx17.L). The coding region runs from base 226 to 1485 and encodes 419 amino acids. Gene Ontology annotation, molecular function: nucleic acid binding; ATP binding; nucleotide binding. The record is from RefSeq and is a predicted model, not a curated record. The transcript is spliced from 12 exons. Lineage: Eukaryota; Metazoa; Chordata; Amphibia; Anura; Pipidae. Gene Ontology annotation, cellular component: cytoplasm.